Thunnus maccoyii (southern bluefin tuna) is the source of this 1410-nucleotide messenger RNA. RefSeq names its product vacuolar ATPase assembly factor VMA21 (gene vma21). The transcript is spliced from 3 exons. Lineage: Eukaryota; Metazoa; Chordata; Actinopteri; Scombriformes; Scombridae. Gene Ontology annotation, biological process: vacuolar proton-transporting V-type ATPase complex assembly. The record is from RefSeq and is a predicted model, not a curated record. Bases 128 to 439 code for a protein of 103 amino acids. Gene Ontology annotation, cellular component: endoplasmic reticulum membrane.
CCGUGACCCAAUCGAGGAAGAAGGAAUUUCAACAGUGACAACACAACACAGAUAGGCAGUAGGCGCUAAUAUAAAGUGAUUAUAUUUCCCGUUUUUAAUCUUCAUCUCGUCGCCCGUCCACACAGCAAUGGACGGAUCUGUCAGAGGUUCUUCAGACGCCGCCGCCGGCCCGCCGCCCUAUUUCCGAGGAAAUGAAAGCUCCAUGGUUUCAGCCCUCAAGACACUGCUGUUCUUCACUAUCUUGAUGGUCACGCUGCCCAUUGGACUGUACUUCGCAUCAAAGGCGUACAUCUUUGAGGGUUCGAUGAAGAUGUCAAGCUCUGACAGCUACUUCUAUGCCGCCAUUGUUGCUGUACUCACUGUGCAUGUGGUUUUGGCGUUGUUUGUUUAUGUAGCCUGGAACGAAGGCACGCCUAAAGGGAAGGGCAAACACGAUUAAAGCAUGUCCUUAUCAGCUCAUGAGACCGGAGGAGACGGACCGACAUGGGCAUGGAUCCACAGCUCCCCCCACCAUGGCUCCAGCACUACAACAUGGUACCAUCUACCAACCAGACUGUUAGGCAAUCUGGUUUGCGCUUAGGCUUUAACUCGAGGUUAAAGCAUGAAACUACUGUAUACUCCCUGGCAUGGGGGAGCGGAAGCUGUUGGGUGUGUUUUUUUCACCAGCCCCAGCAGGCCCGCCUUUAUGACUUUUUGUUCUCUGGAAAUGUUACUUUUGUUGACAGAGGACAGCCCCUAUUUUUAAGAGGCUUUGUUAUAAGCUGCCAUUUGGUUAAGUGUUGUAAGUCCCUUCACAGUAAAGAGAUUGCCAUGUAGGAAAACAUCUUGAGUUUUGGAUGUUGUGUGUGUGUGUGUGUGUGUGUGUGUGUGUGUGUGUGUGUGUGUGUGUGGGCGCACACAUACAAACGGGCGCACACAUACAAACACACACACUGCUUUACUUGUAACGUAUUUGUAUGAAGGAUCUGAUUUCAAAAAUGCUCUACAUCCAUUCUCUGACAAUUCAUUGCACUGAAUUGAUUAUUCUGUCCUCAAAUUAAAAUGACAAGAUAUUUAUAUGCAUAUAUUUACAGAUUACGCUUAACUUCAGUACAAACCCAUAAUGUGCUUAACUUUCAUGCCAGGUUAAAGGUGAGUAGAUAUUGUAUUUUUUGAAUAAAGUCUUCAUGUCUUGACUUUAAGUAAUCUGAUUCAUCAUUUUGUUGUUGUGUUGUUUUUUUUUUUCUCUCUGUUUUAAAGUGUUUGUGUACUGUAGUUCAGUGAUGUUUCAGACCUUUGUAUUAGGAAAUGACUGCAAGAUCAAGUUGUAUUUAAAGGAACAUUUUGUAUUGAAGAUGUUUGGUGAUGUAGAUGUCGGUGUGAUGCAGAUGGGAACGAUGACUUGCUCGAAUAAACUUGGAAAAAUUUUAA